AUGGGGUCCCUUUUCGAGCAACCUAGAAAUGCUGGAACUUUGUUCCUCGGCGGCCAAAAGAUUAGUGGACAGGAUAUUCGAGAUCAAAAUGGUAUGAGCUAUCAUGACUAUGGAAAAGUUACAAAUGAUGGCGCAACCAUCCUGAGCUUAUUAGAUGUCGAACAUCCAGCGGGCAAGAUCUUAGUCGAUUUGGCACAGCAACAAGAUAAAGAAGUGGGAGAUGGAACAACAUCUGUGGUUAUCAUUGCAGCAGAACUUCUUCGACGAGCCAAUGAACUUAUGAAGAAUCGUAUACAUCCUACCACAAUCAUCACAGGUUACCGUUUGGCACUUCGCGAAGCCGUCAAGUAUAUGCACGAGAACAUCAGUGUGAAGGUGGACCAGUUGGGCCGAGAAUCUUUAAUCAGCAUUGCCAAAACUUCCAUGUCGAGUAAGAUUAUUGGAUCAGAUUCCGAUUUCUUCGCAAACAUGGUUGUAGAUGCUAUGCAAGCAGUCAAAUCAACAAACACCCGACAGGAAGUCAAAUAUCCCGUUAAAGCUGUCAACAUUUUAAAAGCACAUGGAAAAGGAUCUUUGGAGUCCAUGUUGGUCAAGGGAUAUGCUUUGAACUGCACAGUUGCUUCACAAGCAAUGAAGACAAGAAUUACAGAUGCCAAAAUCGCUGUUCUAGAUAUCAACCUACAAAAGGAAAGGAUGAAGCUUGGUGUCAAUAUUACAAUCGACGACCCACAACAAUUGGAACAAAUCCGACAAAGAGAGGCUGGAAUUGUUAUGGACCGAAUCGAUCUGAUCCUCAAGGCUGGAGCCAAUGUUGUUAUGACGACAAAAGGUAUUGACGAUAUGUGUCUGAAACUCUUUAUUGAGAAGGGUGCAAUGGCCGUUCGAAGAUGUAAGAAGGAGGAUCUGAGAAGAAUAGCAAAGGCAACCGGUGCUACCUUAAUCAGCUCAUUGUCAGAUUUGAACGGUGAUGAGAAAUUCGAGGCUUCUUCAUUGGGUCAUGCCGAAGAAGUUGUUCAGGAGAGAAUAUCUGAUGAUGAAUGUAUCUUGGUCAAGGGUACCAAAGUUCACACUUCUGCUUCAAUUAUCCUCCGCGGACCCAAUGACUACCAACUCGACGAGAUGGAGAGAUCAGUUCACGAUUCUCUAUGUGCUGUUAAGCGCACCUUAGAGAGCGGAAGCAUCGUUCCUGGAGGUGGUGCAUGCGAGACUGCACUCCACAUUUAUUUGGAAGAAUUCGCCGGUACCGUUGGUUCAAGAGAACAACUCGCCAUUGGCGAAUUCGCACAAGCUCUCCUCGUUAUCCCCAAAACUCUCGCUGUUAACGCAGCAAAAGACUCCUCCGAAUUGGUAGCACAACUCCGUUCCCGUCACGCCCUAUCACAACGCAUCAAGGAAGGAGAUGCCAACGAGGACGAAAAGACCAUUGCCAAGAAGAAGAACUACAAGAACUACGGAUUGGAUCUGUUGAAGGGCAAGGUAGUGGAUGAGAUCAAGGCCGGUGUUUUGGAGCCAAGCAUGAGCAAGAUCCGACAAUUGAAGUCGGCAGUUGAGGCUUGUAUUUCUAUUAUGAGGAUAGACACUUUGAUUAAGCUGGAUCCGGAACAGAGAGAGGAUGAUGGACAUGGACAUUGA
This is a messenger RNA of Sclerotinia sclerotiorum 1980 UF-70, 1632 nucleotides long. RefSeq lists its product as hypothetical. NCBI's taxonomy places the organism in Eukaryota, Fungi, Ascomycota, Leotiomycetes, Helotiales, Sclerotiniaceae. The transcript has 3 exons. Bases 1 to 1632 code for a protein of 543 amino acids. Gene Ontology annotation, cellular component: chaperonin-containing T-complex. The record is from RefSeq and is a predicted model, not a curated record. Gene Ontology annotation, molecular function: ATP binding; ATP-dependent protein folding chaperone; ATP hydrolysis activity. Gene Ontology annotation, biological process: protein folding.